AUGAAAGACGAUGCAACAGAGGCUGCUCUUGGUCUUCUUGGUCUCAAUGCUGCUUCCUCGUCCUCAAUAAUUCCGCGCAAAAGGACAGCCCCCGACGACGAGAAGGAGCCCGAGGGACAAAACGCCAACCCGGACUCCAUCAACUGCAUAUGCGGCUCCGACUUCGACGACGGCUUCUCCAUCGCGUGCGACGGGUGCUCUCGAUGGUGUCACGCGGCCUGCUUUGAUAUCGUGGAGGGAGGAGUGCCAGAAGAGUGGCAUUGUUGGGUUUGCUUGCCGAGGGACAUCGACCGAGAGCGGGCGGUGCGGUUGCAGAAGGAGAGGCAGCGAAACGUGCUGAGGGCAGAGGCGGAGAAGAGGCGGCGGCAUGUCAGUCCUGGUGUUGAGAGAAAGCAAGGCCGACGAACCAGCGCAGCCGCCAUCGACGGCGGCGGCAACGGGGGCACUAAGCGCAAGCGACGAACGUCAGUCAACGUCCCGCAACAGUCCGCAGAGGACGAGCACAUCGAUAUCGACGAGCCGUGGACGCACAGCUACGUUCACAUCACGAAGAACAACAUCCCGCACCAGGACACUCGAGACCGAUUGCAGCGUCAAGCCCAACAUUGGCGUGGCGUCACCGCCCUCUCGUCCUCGACCUCGUCCUUCUCCCACCCCGUCUUAUCGUCGAACACAAAUCCCGCCGUCCGCCCUCCCUCAUACGCGAUGCGCACCUCCCGCCCCAUCCCGUCCUCCAAGUUUAUCACACCAUUUACUUCCACCAUCAUCCCCUCUUCUGCAUACCUCUCCGAACCUCUCAACGCAUACGCCCACCACGGUAUGCCGAAGCCAUUCGUACAUCUCUUUGGGCCACCGCUCGACGUAGCUUUGGACGCCCGCAUACAAGGCAACGAAGCUCGGUUCGUCAGGAGCGGGUGCAAGCCCAAUGCAGUCAUCAGGCCUGUGAUAUGCGAGCAGGCCAAGUUAGAUCCAGAGGACCCGCUCAAGUUUGGCGUCUUCGCGCUGCGCGAUCUCAAAGCGAACGAGGAGGUUGUGCUAGGUUGGGAAUGGGAUGAUGGGAACGCAGUUCACAGCCUGCCGGCUCUGAUUGAAUCUCCCCAUCUCUUCGCGUAA
Messenger RNA from Heterobasidion irregulare TC 32-1, 1113 nucleotides. RefSeq lists its product as uncharacterized. The coding region runs from base 1 to 1113 and encodes 370 amino acids. The transcript has 2 exons. Gene Ontology annotation, molecular function: protein binding. The record is from RefSeq and is a predicted model, not a curated record. Lineage: Eukaryota; Fungi; Basidiomycota; Agaricomycetes; Russulales; Bondarzewiaceae.